Molecule: messenger RNA, 1008 nt
Organism: Penicillium soppii
Lineage: Eukaryota; Fungi; Ascomycota; Eurotiomycetes; Eurotiales; Aspergillaceae
Product: NmrA/HSCARG family protein
Exons: 4
Coding region: 1-1008 (335 amino acids)
Source: RefSeq, a predicted model, not a curated record
AUGGUCCAGACACGAAAGCUGGUCACGGUGUAUGGAGCCACCGGUAACCAAGGCCGGUCGGUGGUGAGAUCUUUGCUCCGCGCUCCAGAUUCCUUUGAAGUGCGGGCAAUCACUCGAAAUCCCAACUCCGUUGCAGCACAGGAACUCUCUACUUUGGGAGCUAGUCUUGUCCAGGCGGAUGGGUCCCAGAGUAACCAGAUGACCGAGGCUUUUCACGGAUCGUGGGCGGUUUUCCUAAAUAUCAAUUCGGACGACCCGGUCUUUUGGGAUCCUAGCGGUCCCACCGAGUUUGAUUACGGCAAAAGAAUCAUAGACAGUGCCAUCAUGGCUGGUGUGAGGACUUUGAUCUACAGCACCGGAGCGGCCUGUACAGAGCUAACCAAGGGCACGGUUUCUCUCCGACAUCUUGACACGAAGAACCAGAUUGAGAUGUAUGCUCGCUCCAUGGGGGCCUUUGAAAAUCUUGUUCCCAUCAUCCCGGGAUACUUUCUAGAGAAUUUCCUUUUCAAGCAGGGCGCAUCCAUCAUGGGGGGGUUCCCAUGGGAGACCGAUGUGGAGGGAUAUUUGACAUGGAAGGUACCGUACUGGGGUGGUGAUGAGCGAAUCCCCUUCCUCAGCGUUGCGGAUGACUUCGGCGAUAUUGUUCACGGCAUCCUCAUCUCCCCGUCAGAGUAUCAUCUUCAGGUAGUGCAAGCUAUGAGCGAGAUCACGAAUUACCAGAAAAUGACAGAGGCGUUCGCACAAGUGACUGGUAAGAAAACACGGUUCCAGCCGGUACUACCAACCUGGAAAGCGUUUGAUGCCUCGGGAAACCACGGAUUUGAGGAUGUGAAAUCCAUGUUCGGAUUUACUCAAGAGACCCAAGGGCACUACUUUGGUCGAGAAGCUACAGAUGAUCAGGUUUCCAAAAAUCUCAAAGUGAGGGCUGUUUGGAAUUAUAAAGAAUCGCAGCAAUCGUUCUCUUUGAAGACCGUUCGCGCUUGGUUUGCACGAGAGUUUGCUGCGUGA